UCCAACUUCCAACUUGACCACUUUUCAAACACUUUUGCACGCGAUGAGUGCUCAAGAGGUGACUCUUGUCUGUGAGAAUUUGCUAACCUUUCAAUGUCUGGACAAUCAGUUGGAGUCCGCUAAGGAUUAUGCACUCUGGCUGGCCUCCAACAUGGAGAUAUCAUGGCGAGGCAGGUUGAUCGAAGGCCUGCUCGAGUUCCUAAGGGAACCGAGUCCACAACACACGCCUCGGCAGUGUGUGAAGGCGUUGCGAGUGCUGCACGAGAUGACGACACACUGCACCAAGGUGGAUGUGAAGCGUCUGGUUCUGACCACCGAGUUGUUGUCGUUGUUGCGUCAGAUUCUUAACAUGUCCCGACUGCGAGGCACCAUCAAAUGCUGUUGUCUGGCGUUGCUGAGCAACAUCCUCGUCUGUGGCUGGCGGAUGAGAGAUGCCGUUGUGGAGUCGGGUCUGUUAACCGAGUUGUUGCGUCUCUUGAACCACGAACACCAGGGACAAGUGAUGUGGCUGCUCUAUCAGGUGUUGAGAUACAAGGUACCAGGUCCAUCUUUGUAUGCCAUCAAGAAGAUUGCUCAAGCGUUGCCCGCUUUGCUGCAUCACUCACAGGAUGUGGAGUUGCUGGUGCCGGCAUUGCAGUUAUCUCGACUCAUCUCCGAGUAUCACUCGGCGAUGGUACCUGCCAUGCUCAAGUCGAGGCUGCUGAGUCGUGUGGUUCGCUUUGUUCUUAGUCCAGUGGAGGAGGUGCAGCGGCAGGCAAUCUUUGUACUGUCAAAUGUCUGCUUGGAAUAUCGACGUCGUGAGUCACUCUUCAAAUUCCCCAAGAGCAUUCUUUUGCAUAUCCACGGUCUGGUCUUGGGCGGACGACUGGAGAUACGGAUCUUGGUGCUACAGCUGCUGAGCGGAAUCAUCGACAACAGAUGCAUUAAGCUGGAGCACUUUGUGGAGUUGGGUUUGUUGAAGAAGAUUGUCUUCUGCGCCAGCAAACAGGAGCCCAAUCAGCGAGUGCGCCUGACCGCCGGCUGGACCCUUGUCAGCUUGGCUUUGCAUCUUUGUCGUUGCUACCUGGAAUACUUUAUCGAUUGUGGUGCUCUUCAUGCCAUUUGUGAUCUUCUGCGUCUGGAAUUGCCGGUCCAAUUGCUGCGCAACAUUCUCGUGGUGCUGUUCCUUCUCAGCGAGAAGCAUUGCCACAGCAAACAGUGUCUGCUGCAUGUCAUGUGGCAGUGCAACAUUUGGCCCACGGUUAAGUCCCUGCAACACAAUAGCAAUGCUGCCGUUCGUACAUUAAGCACUCUUCUGACUUCUCGUCACUCCAUGGAAUUGAUAUUUCCCGAGGGACUCGUCUUUGUAAGAAUGUAAAUGAAAUAAUAUUAUUUCGUCAAAUUUCUCAUUUGUAAUCGACUCUUAUCUUUUAAUUUUGGAAGAAGGAAUUCAUAAUAUUGUCUGUCCAUCUGUCUGACACUGUAAUUAAAGGCAAAAAUGUUAAUUCGCUCUUCCCAUGUGUGUUUUUCAUAUCUUAAAUAAAACGGUGCUGAUUUUAAGUCAAAGCGUUUCACAAA
This is a messenger RNA of Drosophila innubila, 1557 nucleotides long. RefSeq lists its product as uncharacterized. The transcript has 2 exons. Gene Ontology annotation, molecular function: protein binding. The record is from RefSeq and is a predicted model, not a curated record. Lineage: Eukaryota; Metazoa; Arthropoda; Insecta; Diptera; Drosophilidae. The coding region runs from base 44 to 1357 and encodes 437 amino acids.